Messenger RNA from Cladophialophora psammophila CBS 110553, 618 nucleotides. RefSeq lists its product as uncharacterized. The transcript has 2 exons. NCBI's taxonomy places the organism in Eukaryota, Fungi, Ascomycota, Eurotiomycetes, Chaetothyriales, Herpotrichiellaceae. Gene Ontology annotation, molecular function: serine-type endopeptidase activity. The record is from RefSeq and is a predicted model, not a curated record. The coding region runs from base 1 to 618 and encodes 205 amino acids. Gene Ontology annotation, cellular component: mitochondrial inner membrane peptidase complex; membrane.
AUGCCGCAGCGACCCUUCGUGUCGGGAUUGAUCACUCUCGGAAUCUCAUGUGUCGCAGCAUACUCAUCAUGGGCUUUGGUGGCACAUAACUGGAUUACAUGGGAUCCGUCUCAUGGUCCUUCCAUGUACCCGUCUAUACCCAGCAGUCUCUCGUACAACAUCUAUUCUCGCAGAUACAAACGAGGAAAGAACAUCAAAAUUGGAGACGUAGUGGUCUUUGAGAGCCCCAUCUUCCUCCGCGGCAUGGCCUGCAAACGGGUUAUUGGCAUGCCGGGCGACUAUGUCCUCCGUGAUCCUCAUAUGUCUCCCACUGUGGGCGGCGCGCCCAUUCCUGGUCUCUAUGAAGGCGAUGGAUUGCGAGAAGAGCCGGUCAUGGUACAGGUCCCAGAGGGCCAUGUGUGGGUAGCUGGAGAUAAUCUAUCCUACAGCAGAGAUUCUCGGUUUUAUGGCCCGGUGCCAAUGGCUUUGAUUACGGGCAAGACUCUGUAUGUUGGCGAUGGAUAUUUCAAUUGGACUUCUUUCCGCAAAUCGCAAUUACAACCAGCUACCGUGUCAGACGUUAUAUCGCAAACGCCUGUGGAAGGAAAAGUGGCGCUCGAAGACACCCAGCCCGGCUGA